Messenger RNA from Xenia sp. Carnegie-2017, 1774 nucleotides. RefSeq names its product protein ST7 homolog. Bases 29 to 1690 code for a protein of 553 amino acids. The record is from RefSeq and is a predicted model, not a curated record. The transcript has 19 exons. Gene Ontology annotation, molecular function: protein binding. NCBI's taxonomy places the organism in Eukaryota, Metazoa, Cnidaria, Anthozoa, Malacalcyonacea, Xeniidae.
AUCAUCGAUUCAUCAUUCACAAUACAAUAUGGCGGUCAACGAUGAUGUGAAAAAUAAAGAAUCUAAUAAAUUUAAAUGGAUUGGUUGGUCAUGGACCUAUCUUUGGGGAGUGUGGUUCUUGACAAUGAUUUUUCUUCUCUAUAUGCUGAGAAACCCUUUAAAAUUAAGAGAAAACAUCUGUUUGGCAACAAGUUUUUUUAAUGCACUUACUCCCAAAUUUUAUGUUGCUUUGACCGCAACAUCCUCAUUUAUAUCUGGUGUUAUUUUGAUUUUCGAGCUGUUGUAUUUUAAGCGACAUGGGAUGUCGUUUAUUGAGCAAAUAUCAGUGAAUUACUUAGGCCCUUUAUUAAGUGGCAGUGAAGGUUCAUCACAUUCUCAUCAAGGUGUUUCAGGUAAGGGAAGAUUUUUGUGUAGGAUGUCUGAGUGUAAAGUUUGGAGAAACCCAAUGAAUUUGUUUCGCGGAGCUGAAUAUCAAAGAUAUACAUGGGUAACUGGCAAAGAACCACUAACCUUUUAUGAUAUGAAUCUUUCCUCACAAGACCAUCAGAAAUUCUUUACAUGUGAAUUAGAUAGUCCAACUGGAGGAGCAUCUGAUACAAUCAUGUACACUGCGUGGAGAGAACGCAAUGCUGAGAAGAGAAUAGAGAUAGCCCACAAUGCAUUGCAACAAGAUGUCAACUGCGCUUCAGCCUAUGUAUUGCUAGCUGAAGAGGAAGCCACUACAAUACUACAGGCUGAGUCGUUUUUCAAGCAAGCUCUUAAAGCAGUCGAAGGCUGUGUUAAAUAUAAAUUUUAUCCUGUCAAAGCUGACCCCAUACAUAGUCGUGAUACAAAUACCUGUGCUUAUAUAAAACGACGUUUAGCAAUGUGCGCAAGAAAGCUGGGUCGAGUCAAAGAAGCUGUGAAGUUAAUGAAAGAGUUGAUGAAAGAAUUUCCUGCAAUGAGUGUUCUUAAUAUUCAUGAAAAUCUCAUUGAAGCAUUAUUAGAAAUGCAAGCGUAUACAGAGGUUCAGCAAGUUUUAGCAAAAUAUGACGAUAUAUCGUUGCCGAAAUCUGCUACCAUUUGUUAUACUGCUGCAUUACUAAAAGCAAGAGUGGUCGCAGAGAAAUUUUCUCCUGAAGUAGCUGCUAAACGUGGUUUGAGUCCAACGGAGAUGGCUGCCGUUGAAGCAAUACAUAGAGCAGUUGAGUUUAAUCCUCAUGUUCCAAAGUAUUUAUUAGAACAGAAGAGUCUGAUUCUUCCUCCGGAACAUAUACUCAAAAGAGGGGAUAGUGAAGCUCUUGCAUAUUGUUUUUUUCAUCUCGCACAUUGGAAGAGAGUUGAUGGUGCCUUGAACCUUCUUCAUUGCACAUGGGAAGGAACAUUUCGCCUUUUGCCUUAUCCUAUGGAAAAAGGUCAUUUAUUUCAUCCAUAUCCAGCGUGUACUGAGUCUGCUGAUAGAGAGCUGUUACCUGCUCACCAUGUUUUGUCAGUAUAUCCAAAACGAGAACUUCCAUUCUUUGUAUUAUUUACCGCUGGUCUCUGUUCAUUUAAUGCGCUUUUGGCCUUACUUACUUAUCAGUUUCCAAACUCAAUGGCUGCAGCGUCCAAAACGGUGGUCGCGUGGUUGUCGACGCCAUUCGGCUUGCUGGCUCAAAAAUUCGAAGAUUUAUUUCCUGCUCACAUUUGGAGUCAACUUACGCAGUUUUAAAGACGACAAUUAAACUUUGUUUGAGAAGUUAGGAACAAAAUGUUACAGCUGAUAAGAUGAUACGUAAUAUAAACAAAAACGAAA